AUGAAUAAUGAAAUAUUUAAUAUAAAUAAUAUAAAUAAUGAUAAUAAUAAUAAUGAUAAAUUAUUUUUUAAAGUUUGGAGAAAUAUUUUAAUUAAAAGAGAAAUUAAAAAACAUUUGGAUUUAUAUCGUAUAUAUUAUAGGGUAACUGCAGAAUCGAAAAGUUGUUUAUUAAAUGUCAAUAGAAAUUAUAUAUCAAUUUUAGAAUAUGGUUUUGAUGAAUUUAUAGACAUAGAUUUAAUUCCCCCAUCAGUGACAACGCUAGAGUUUUGCAAUUGGUUUAACCAGCCUAUUGUAAAGGGUGCUAUACCAGACUCUGUAAAUAGAAUUGUAUUUGGAUUCACUUAUAACCAACCAGUAAUUGUAGGUGCCAUUCCUUGUUCUGUUCAAAACAUCUCUUUUGAUGAACUAUUUAACCAAACUAUAACCAAAGGUUGUAUACCACCAUCGGUACACACUUUAAAGUUUGGAACAAGAUUUAAUAAAUAUAUAGCCCCAUUGGUUUUACCACCCUCUAUAACUAAACUAGUAUUUGGAUAUGAAUACAAUCAUUCAUUAGAAAAUUCAAUACCAUCUUCAAUAACUACGUUAUCUCUAGGUCAAUCAUUUCAACUUUGUAAAUAUGGUUCAAAUCUACCGGAUUCAAUUACAAGUUUCACGUGUAGUUAUAAUUUCGAUAAACCACUAGAAUCAAAUAAUAAUAUACCGAAAAAAGUAUUAUAUUUAACAUUGGAUAAUUAUAACCACCCAAUCAUCAAAGAUAGCAUUCCAUCAACAUGUCACACAUUGAUACUAGGCUCUGAAUUUAGGCAUUUCGAAUCAUUAUCAAAUCUUUCAUCAAGUGUAUCUAGCCUUACUUUUGGUGUAAAGGAUUGCCAAUUAUCCAAUUAUCAAAUCAAACAAUAUAUUUCAAAAACAAUUUCUAAAAUUGAAAUUAAACGAAAUUAA
Dictyostelium purpureum is the source of this 945-nucleotide messenger RNA. RefSeq lists its product as uncharacterized. The transcript is spliced from 2 exons. NCBI's taxonomy places the organism in Eukaryota, Evosea, Eumycetozoa, Dictyosteliales, Dictyosteliaceae. Bases 1 to 945 code for a protein of 314 amino acids. The record is from RefSeq and is a predicted model, not a curated record.